Molecule: messenger RNA, 2771 nt
Organism: Cyprinodon variegatus (sheepshead minnow)
Lineage: Eukaryota; Metazoa; Chordata; Actinopteri; Cyprinodontiformes; Cyprinodontidae
Gene: gtpbp2a
Product: GTP binding protein 2
Exons: 12
Coding region: 243-2075 (610 amino acids)
Biological process (GO): translational elongation
Molecular function (GO): translation elongation factor activity; GTP binding; GTPase activity
Source: RefSeq, a predicted model, not a curated record
UGACGUAGGGACUGGAAACUUAAACCGAUACCACUCUAAGGGUUGGGGCUGGUGUUAUUGUUCGAAGAGUUUGGGAAAAGUCGAGGCUUUUUAAUUUAGUUGGGCAUGUAAGCUAAACUCAGAAGCAUGGCGUGAUUGAAUAUGAGCUGCACAAAUGCCGGACCUGAAUGUUUAUUUUGAUAUUUUAGCAUUGCAUUUAGUCCGCUUUAGGUUAGCUAACAAGCUCUGUCCCAAAGAGAACGAUGGAUGCGCUGGUGUCGGAGUUAUUUGGGUCAACGAGCGGCCACAGCUCCGGUGGAUCUCAGGGAUCUGUCUCCAACCACAAGUCGGGAACUGGGAACGGGGUGGUCUCUAAAAAGGCUAGUGGAAAAAAUAAGAAAGCAAGAACUCGAUUCCCUCGCAACUUCAAACCAAACAAUAACACCCCGUAUCUACCUCCGGAGGCUGAGGAGGGGAAUAUAGAGUACAAGCUUAAGCUGGUGAACCCAACGCAAAACCGCUUUGAGCACCUGGCAACGCAGAUGAAAUGGCGACUGCAGGAGGGUCGGGGUGAAGCUGUCUAUCAAAUAGGUGUUGAGGACAAUGGCAUGCUGGUGGGCCUGUCCGAGGAGGAGAUGAGGGCGUCAUUGAAAACUCUUCAUAGGCUGGCUGAGAAAGUGGGAGCUGACAUCGCAGUUCUUCGAGAGCGAGAGGUAGAUUACGACUCCGAUGUUCCUCGGAAGAUUGCCGAAGUUCUCAUACGAAAGGUGCCAGAUGACCAGCAGUUCUUAGAUCUACGAGUGGCAGUCCUGGGUAAUGUGGACUCUGGUAAGUCCACUCUUUUGGGUGUUUUAACACAGGGAGAGCUGGACAACGGACGGGGAAGAGCGAGACUCAACCUCUUUAGACAUCUGCAUGAAAUCCAGACUGGGCGCACCUCAAGCAUCAGCUUUGAGAUCCUUGGCUUCAAUAGCAAAGGAGAGGUCGUAAAUUACAGUGAAUCUCGGACUGCAGAGGAGAUCUGUGAGAGCGCCUCUAAAAUGAUCACGUUCAUAGAUCUGGCCGGACACCACAAGUACCUGAAAACCACCAUCUUUGGCCUCACCAGCUACUGUCCAGAUUUUGCUAUGCUGGUUGUUAGCGCAAACACUGGCAUUGCUGGUACAACAAGGGAACAUCUGGGUAUCGCCAUGGCCCUGAAGGUGCCCAUCUUCAUUGUUAUCAGCAAAGUAGACCUCUGCACCCGCGCCACAGUGGAGCGCACUGUGCGGCAGCUUGAGCGGGUCCUGAAACAGCCAGGCUGCAACAAAGUGCCCAUGGUUGUUAGCAGUACAGAUGAUGCAGUAACAGCAGCACAGCAGUUCGCUCAGUCACCCAACAUCACUCCUAUCUUCACCUUAUCCAGUGUGACUGGUGAGAGCUUAGAUGUGCUGAAGGUCUUCUUUAACAUCAUCCCUCCUCUUAGCAACAGCAAGGAGCAGGAAGAGCUCAUGCAACAGCUCACAGAGUUUCAAGUUGAUGAGAUCUACACUGUUCCUGAAGUGGGGACGGUGGUGGGUGGUACUCUGUACAGCGGUAUUUGUCGUGAGGGAGACGAUCUUGUGGUAGGGCCAACUGAGUUAGGCCAGUUCCACAGGCUAACUGUUGGCAGCAUCCAAAGGAACCGCUCAGCAUGCAGGGUGCUCAGGGCAGGGCAAGCUGCAACGCUUGCUCUGGGGAACUUUGACCGCUCGCUACUGCGCAAGGGUAUGGUCAUGGUGAGUCCAGAGAUGGAUCCAACCAUCUGCUGGAUGUUUGAGGCUGAGAUUGUCCUGCUUUUCCAUGCAAAGACCUUUCAUAAGGGCUUCCAGGUUACUGUGCACAUUGGCAAUGUGAGACAGACUGCUACAGUGGAGGCUGUGCAUGGCAAGGAGGAGCUGAGGACAGGAGAGAAAGCAGUGGUUCUCUUCAAGUUCAUCAAACACCCAGAAUAUUUGAAGGUGGGGGCCAAGGUGCUCUUCAGGGAGGGCGUGACCAAAGGUAUUGGUCAUGUCACCAGCCUGCAACCCAUCUCCCAACACCACCAACAUUUUCAAUCACAGAAUGAGAAAGAUUAACAUUUUUUUAAGGAAAUCUCCAGUUUGACAACUCCGUCCCGGCCCAAAAACCAAGGUGCUUUAUUAAAAAUACAUCCGACCUCCCAAACAGACCACUUGGAACUCUCCUAGCACAGUAAAUUUCUACUGCAGGACAUUUAUUUGUAAACUUCUUCCAAAGCCUCUUUACCUUCUCACUUGUUUCAUCUUCAGGUUUAAAAAUGACUGAUAAGUUUGAUUCUAAUACUUGUUCUUAGGUACAUUUGUUGACUCUAUAUAUAAGAAACCCAUUGAAGCCUAACAUGACAUCCCACUGAAAUGUCUAAAUUUUUAGAAAGAGAAAAGAAAAAAAGAGAAAUUUUUAAAAUUGUCAUGUGUUUUCAAGAGCUGCUAAAUGCACUCCUCAUGCAAACACAUUUUUCUGCACUGAACUUUCAAAUGCCAGCGAUAACAUCUGUGUGGUGGAUUUUAUUCUUGCAGAGAAUGAGACUGUUUGACAUUAAUGCCUAAACAGUAUCACUGUUAUGAAAUACCCGACAUCAUACGUGACCAAUAGAAACAUUUUAUACAAGCACAGAGCUUGAUAAACCACUGAUCUGACUAUUAAAGUUCUCGUAGUUGGAUUAUACACUAAAACUGCCAUGAAUAACCAGCUUUUUUAUGGGGGAGGAAAAUGAUUUUUUCACUGCAAAGAUGACUGCCAACUCUAAAAAAAAA